Marasmius oreades (fairy-ring Marasmius) is the source of this 3741-nucleotide messenger RNA. RefSeq lists its product as uncharacterized. Lineage: Eukaryota; Fungi; Basidiomycota; Agaricomycetes; Agaricales; Marasmiaceae. The transcript is spliced from 6 exons. Gene Ontology annotation, molecular function: DNA-binding transcription factor activity. Gene Ontology annotation, cellular component: Ste12p-Dig1p-Dig2p complex; Tec1p-Ste12p-Dig1p complex; nucleus. Bases 5 to 3367 code for a protein of 1120 amino acids. Gene Ontology annotation, biological process: sexual reproduction; regulation of DNA-templated transcription. The record is from RefSeq and is a predicted model, not a curated record.
UAACAUGACACACCGGUCCUUUGCUGGUUUGUCGAUAAUCUCUCCUCCCCCCCCUGCAAUGCACCCCCGACAGUCUUUACAGCUAGACGUCGGUGUCACCCCUCACGAACAUGAUCCUCAGGAACACACAGCUCGUCCUCGAGGAGACAACGACAGUCACGAUCAACUCUUGGACUUCGACCACCACCCCUCAUCGUACUCCUCAUCAUCCUCUAUAAAUGGCUCUGCAGUAGUACCAGGUCUUCCGAAAGGUCUUUCAAGACCUCUAACUCCUCAAGAACAAGAGAAGCUUGCUCAUUUGGACCGGCUAAAAUUCUUUCUUGCAACAGCACCGUCGCGAUGGAAUCCGUCACAGUCAGGAAGCAAUCAACCCCAGCACCACCCCCACACGCCUUCACAUCCUGCUUUGAAUCGGUUCUUGCUACCUUCGCAAGAGUUUGUUACUUGCGUAUAUUGGAAUGAGCUCUAUCAUAUAACAGGAACGGAUAUCGUGCGGGCUUUAGUCUUCCGAUUUGAGGCCUUUGGUCGUCCGGUUCGGAACAUGAAAAAGUUUGAAGAGGGUGUCUUUAGUGAUCUCAGAAACUUGAAGCCAGGGCAGGACGCAUGCUUGGAAGAACCAAAGUCACCAUUUCUCGACCUCCUCUUCAAAUACCAAUGUAUACGCACGCAAAAGAAGCAAAAGGUCUUCUAUUGGUUUUCGGUACCACAUGACCGACUGUUUCUCGACGCCCUCGAACGAGAUUUAAAACGGGAGAAACUUGGUAUGGAAGCCACAACAGUCGUCGUUGGCGAACCCGCUCUUUCUUUCGUCUAUGAUAGCACCUUUAAGCGUAGUCUUUACGACCAAUUCGUUCGCGCAGCUGGUGGAAAAGAUGGUGAAGGUGAUUUAGAAAGGGCAUUGAGAGGCAUUGGUGACAUCGAUCCUAGUAGUUCAACGAGCACCAGAGCACCAACCUCCACACGAGCAGGAGGAGGCGGAACGGACGAUGAAGCCGAUUCCAGCGGAAUAUCGGACACUGAGGGCGCUGGUACGGUCAGGUCCGGGGCAAAAGGCAAGAACACCCCUUUCUUCAACAUGAUGACUCUGUUCGAGGGGAGUCCAACUUAUAAGCAGAGAAGGAAGAAGACAAACAGGCCGAGUCCUUUGGCCGUCGCAGAUGACAGUCAUGACGGGUCUAGCUACGAAAAUGGCGGUUACACUGAUGAUGGUGGUUACCUCUCUGUCCCGAUGAAUAUGGGGAUUGCGAUGCCGACGCUACCAACUUCCGCUCCCGCAAAUUUCGAGUCCCGGGGCGGAGGAUAUGACCGCUAUCCUUACGACGGGGGUUUACGUCAAGUUAGUUCUUCGUAUAGCCCAGAACCUUCAGUUAAGCAGGAACCUAUCUCCGCCGCGGAUAUGUUCUUUGCUCAAGCUCGAGGCGAACUCCAUCCCCCUACCCGCCACAACACGCUACCUCAUUCACUCCAGCGCGGCCCUCCGUCUUCGUCUGUGAACAAACGACACAGUUACGCAGGUUCGACUGCGACUUCUACCUACGACAAUCCGGAAGGAGCUAUAGACCCGGCGACGGUGGGAGUUUGGUAUGAGGGCAGAUUUGCCGGAAGCGGUGUCGGCGUUGGGAGCGCAAGAUCUCAAGACCCCCCAAGAGCGCACAGUGCACAUGGUCCGAAUCCACAUUCACGGACUAUCGGUUCUAGCGACAGGGAUAAGGACAUCUCCUCAUCCUCCUCGUUCCCCCGUGUGACCGCCAACCGCACAGUUUCUUCAAAGACCGGCAAGAGGUCAACGGCGUAUGCCUGUCCGUUAUUGUCGUGCAGUGAACGGCUUUUCAAGGCACCGGAACAUUUGAGAAAGCAUCUAGCCACACAUGCGAGCGCCGCUCCUGGUAAAGGAAAGGAAGUGGAAAAUGGAGAGCGUGGUUUCGAUUCGAUGGAUGUAGGGGAGUGGAUUAACAAUGGAAUGGAUGAAGAUGAGGCUCUGUGUGGGGAUGUGGACAUGUCUGACAUUGGGUUCGGUGACGAUGCAGAGGCGUUGCAUAGGAGGAAUCGACAUCAAGGAUCUGCUUCUGGAGUUGGGACGAACCUCAACAUGUUUGGGAAGGUGUUUGGGACGGGGAUAGGGACGCCAUCCGACUUUACAGCAACUUCCAUAACCAAAGAUGGACCAUCGUUACAUAUGUACGAGGUUGAGGUCGAUGGAGAGUUGGUUGAUGUUCCCGGAGGCGAGGAGGGAUUGGUUAGAGUCGCUUCUUCUGCCGGACCUGGAACCAGUUCUCGGCAAGGGAACACUGUGGAGGAUGAGAGAUUCCUUGAUACUCAACGAUUUAGCUUUAACGUUCCUAUUCCUGGAAGAACUGACAACGAACGACCGCCCAAUUACGAUGGGUAUGGGAGCUCUUACGAAAGUGGCUACUAUUCCAGCGGCGAUCAAUCACAACCAGCUCAUGCAGCCCACGACUGGGCACAUGCUGACCCAGCUUACAGUACGACCUCAUCUCCCGCCAUCCCAACAAGCUCGUCAGCUGGGUAUCCACCUCAGCAGCAAUACGGUGCUCACGGGAGUUCAUCAAGACAGAACUCUGGGUCGAGGCCGUCAACUGGUGUAUUCGACGUCAAUGUUUACAAUUCCGCUCCCAGCAGCUCUAGUGCACCAUCCCAUAAAGUCGGUUUCGAAUCUCCUUUUGCAUAUUCGGGUGCGUCUGCACAAGAGAACGGCAGCUCCAAUUCAUACGAGUCACCUGGCAUACCUUCACACACCCUUUCCAUGGACUCUGGCUUAGCAUCAUCACAAUCGCUUCUGCUCAGUUCGUCGUCAUUGAACGCUAGCCUCAACGGAGGCCCUGCGAGAAGACACAGAAGCAUGACGCCAAGUCUAUACGGUAGCCAUAGGCAUCAUGGGAGACCGGUUUCUUCUUCUGGGUACUAUCCCUCAGGAGGGAGAAGUUCACCAGGAUCAGUGGAUUUUUCCAUCGGCUAUCAUCCAUAUGCUAGCAGGAGUACCAGCGCUCUUAGUGCACAGUCGAGUCCUGCAGUUGGGCAAACCGGACUACCGCCCGCCCGAAGUGAUAGUCGGGCGAGCAAUCAUUUGAUGAGACCUGCAAGUUCGGCAUCGAUGCAUUCUGGGUUUGGGGAUGUUUAUAGGAGUGAUAGCCCCAAAUCGUAUAAUGGAAUGAUGACUGAUAGUCCGGCAGCUUUUGCAAUGGAUUUGCCUUCGAUGGGGAACACCAACUCUUCUAUUUUCGGCCACAAUGUCUCAGGGCAACCCUCACACACCAUGCCUUCGAUUAACGGCUAUACCGGGAAUGAAUAUCUAGGACGGGGACAUUUGGAAGGUGGUUAUUAUCCCCAACAUGUCAGUACGAUGUGAAGUAUGAGGUGGUUAAAGUUUUUGACUAGUCCCGCUUCGUUUGCUUAGGACGUCGAACGUCCGAAAAAUGCGUUAUAUUUAUUCCAUUAUAUUAUCAUGAUAUCCUUAAUACCCUCUUAUCAUCUAAUUCUCACGGCGAUUAACUUGUAUUCACGCUUUCACUCCUUUUCACAGGUGGCGUAUCUCUGUCGUUUUGUUAUCAAUGCUCCGGUGCAUAAAAACCGAUGUCGUUAUACUGUUAUCGAGAUACCGAUAUGUCCUCUCUCUCUCCUUCCUAAACAACCUGAAUCGAGUUGUAUGUCUUUACUUGUAUAUCUUCUAUAAUGUACAUACAGGUGCACUAUCUUAAAUUAAUGUAUAUCUGUCUCGAAACG